Emericellopsis atlantica is the source of this 654-nucleotide messenger RNA. RefSeq lists its product as uncharacterized. The record is from RefSeq and is a predicted model, not a curated record. The transcript has a single exon. NCBI's taxonomy places the organism in Eukaryota, Fungi, Ascomycota, Sordariomycetes, Hypocreales, Bionectriaceae. Bases 1 to 654 code for a protein of 217 amino acids.
AUGGAGGCUCAUAUGCACAGUCGGUGGUGUAGGUCGAGCAAAAAGUUGGCGGAUCCAUAUACGCUUACACACGGAAUAGCUACAUCUUCAUCCUCUGGGCUGCGGAGCAGUGAAGACAGGCAAUCCGGGGCCUUCCUGGCGCUUCUCGAGCCAAGGCAUCGGAAGUACAACGGCCCUGCAGAUCAGGACUCCGAUGCCCUGAGUAGCCGGCCGCUUCGAUCUCGGGCGUCGACUCGAGAUAGCCUCGACACGACGUCAUUCGAGCUGUCUUCUGUCCAGUCAUUCGCCAGCACGGCCGUGGACUCCCAAGUUCUGCGUUUGGUCGUCUUCAGCAGAACCCUUCAAUCUCUGGUCCCGGAGAUUAGACAGGCGUGCCGUUCUCUCCGUUCUGCCGGCGACCUGUUGGAGGAGCUGAAAGAGGCGACGGAUGCGCUGGCCAGAUCUGCAUCCGAGGAUUCAUACGCACGUCAGGGGAGGUCCCGAGCGAACUCGACAUUCUCAGACACAGCUGACAGUGGCUCUUAUGUCGAGUCAGCCACCCGCCCCACGGACGAUCCACAGCCGUUCGACUCGCAGCCUUCAACGCAACAAGCAACCGGAACCCAAGUUUUGUCUCAAGCCAUUAUUCAGUCAGCAGGGUGUCGGACUCUGUAG